This is a messenger RNA of Impatiens glandulifera, 786 nucleotides long. Its product is annotated as salicylic acid-binding protein 2-like. Gene Ontology annotation, molecular function: methyl salicylate esterase activity; methyl indole-3-acetate esterase activity; methyl jasmonate esterase activity. The record is from RefSeq and is a predicted model, not a curated record. Gene Ontology annotation, biological process: salicylic acid metabolic process; jasmonic acid metabolic process. The transcript is spliced from 3 exons. The coding region runs from base 1 to 786 and encodes 261 amino acids. NCBI's taxonomy places the organism in Eukaryota, Viridiplantae, Streptophyta, Magnoliopsida, Ericales, Balsaminaceae.
AUGGCAUCUUCAAAACACUUCAUACUUAUUCAUGGCGCAAGCCAUGGAGCCUGGUGCUGGUACAAGGUCAAGCCUUUGUUGGAAGGUGCAGGACACAAGGUUACGGCCAUUGACAUGGCUGCGUCGGGCAUUGACAGUCGGAGAAUUGAGGAGCUGAAAACACUCGAGGAUUAUAGCGAGCCGUUGAUAAACUUAAUGGGGUCGAUUCCAUCCGACCAAAAAGUAGUGUUGGUCGGUCAUAGCUUGGGAGGCUUUAACAUAGCUUUGGCUGCUCAAAAGUUCCCCGAGAAGGUGUCUGUUCUUGUCUUCAUUGCUGCUUUCAUGCCCGACUUUAUUCAUAGGCCAUCUUAUGUCCUAGAAAAGUACUAUGGGAGAACUCCAACAGAAUUUUGGGAGGACACCAAGUUUGAAUCUUAUGGUAGUCCUUAUGAUGAUCUCACGUCAAUGUUGGUCGGUCCCAACUUCAUGUCUCACAACCUUUAUCAAUUGUGUUCUCCUCAGGAUCUUGCACUAGGGACGACCUUGUUAAGGCCGAGUUCAUUGUUCAUCACGGAUUUGAAACAAGCAAACAAUUUUUCGGAAGAAAGGUUUGGAUUUGUGCCUCGUGUCUAUAUCACUUGCAAGGAGGAUAAAGCGAUAACAAUUGAAUACCAAUGGUGGAUGAUCGAGAAUAUUGGAGGUGUCAAUGAGGUGAAGGAGAUGGAAGGUGCCGAUCACAUGGCUAUGUUGUCAAGCCCCGACGAUCUAUGCUUGUGCUUAUUUGGCAUAGCCGAUAAGUAUGCUUAA